AUGUUCCCUUCCAAGAAGGCCACUAGUAGCGCCGCUGCCGCUGCCGCUGCUGCCGUGAGCUCAAAUGAUAGGCAGGCGAUGUGCGUGCAGAGCGACUCGGGGUCGGGCCUCGUCCUCACCACCGACCCCAAGCCCCGCCUCCGGUGGACCGUCGAGCUCCAUGAGCGCUUCGUCGACGCCGUCACGCAGCUCGGUGGCCCCGACAAGGCGACUCCAAAGACCAUCAUGAGGGUCAUGGGAGUGAAGGGGCUUACUCUCUACCACCUCAAGAGCCAUCUUCAGAAAUUCAGGUUAGGGAAGCAGCCGCACAAGGAGUUCAACGAGCACUCAGUUAAGGAUGCCGCCGCAGCAAUGGAGAUGCAACGGAACGCUGCCUCUUCUUCAGGCAUGAUGGGAAGAAGCAUGAACGACCGCAGCGUGCACAUGAAUGAGGCUAUCAGGAUGCAAAUGGAAGUUCAGAGAAGGCUACAUGAGCAACUAGAGGUGCAAAGGCACCUCCAGAUGAGGAUCGAAGCCCAGGGGAAGUACAUGCAGUCCAUCCUGGAGAAAGCCUACCAGACUAUCGCCGCCGGCGACGUCGCUGCGUGCCCAGCGGCAGGGUACAAAUCCCUACUAGGUAACCACCACCAGGCGAUGCUGGACGUCUGCUCGCUCAAGGACAUGGGCCCGUCCAUGGGCUUCCCUUCGCUACAAGACCUGCACAUGUACGGCGGCGGUGGCGGCGGCGGCCACCUGGACCUGCAGCAGCAGAUGGAGCGGCCGAUGGAGGCCUUCUUCGCCAGCUGCGACAUUGGGUCGCUGGCCAAGAAAAGGCCCAUCAGCCCUUACGCCGACGGCAAGAGCCCGAUGAUGUGGGGCGACGACGAGGACGGCAAGGGCAUCGUCGACCAGCUCCAGAUGGCGCCGCCGAUGAUGGACGCCGCCGGCAUCGACGUCAUGGACUCCAUCGCCGACGUGUACGGCGAUGCCAAGCCCAUGAUGUCCGGCGACUCCACGGGGAGCAAGGGCGGCUUUGACGUCAAGCUCGAGAGGCCGUCACCGCGGCGGCCACACAUGGGUGGCAGCCCGUCAGUGAUCGGCGGAGGCCAGCAGACGAGGAACCUGUCCUACGGGUAA
Miscanthus lutarioriparius is the source of this 1116-nucleotide messenger RNA. The record is from the annotation of a GenBank genome assembly. NCBI's taxonomy places the organism in Eukaryota, Viridiplantae, Streptophyta, Magnoliopsida, Poales, Poaceae.